Messenger RNA from Anopheles darlingi, 12250 nucleotides. RefSeq names its product intermembrane lipid transfer protein VPS13B (gene Vps13B). The transcript is spliced from 7 exons. NCBI's taxonomy places the organism in Eukaryota, Metazoa, Arthropoda, Insecta, Diptera, Culicidae. Bases 201 to 12161 code for a protein of 3986 amino acids. The record is from RefSeq and is a predicted model, not a curated record.
UUGGAGAGGCCUCACCGCCGUUCUUAUCAGUUAUCCAGUCAUAAAACGACGAUAACGUUCGUGGUUUGUAGGGUCUCUGUUGCGUCCGAUACCUGAGUGCAGUGACGCAGAUCGAGUCAGCAAAAGGUAGCCCUAGAGAGGCAAACACCCAGAAUUCACAACGACCUAGAUGCAACGCGGAGCGGGACACCGGCUGAGCGAUGUUCAAAAUCGAAUCCUACGUCACGCCCAUCAUCCUUAGCUACGUGGAAAAGUAUGUGAAGAAUGUGCGCCCCGAGGACUCGCAGGUGUCACUGUGGGGUGGCGAGGUGGUCUUCCAGAACCUUGACCUUAAACUGGACGUGCUGGAGGAGGAGCUGCAGCUGCCGUUCAACUUUCUGUCGGGUCACAUCCACGAGCUAUCGAUCCGGGUGCCGUGGACGAAGAUCGCCUCCGAGCCCAUCGUGAUCACGAUUAACACGAUCGAGUUCGUGCUGAAAUUGCGCGACCCCAACGACCGGACCGUGCCGAAAAGGGAACCGCCCCGAAAGGGUAAAAGUGUGGACGAAGUGCCGCCACCGGGCUACACGGCGUCGUUGAUCAGCAAAAUUGCCAACAACAUCACAAUCCGAUGCCACAACGUGAUCCUGAAGUACGUCGAAGAGGAUAUCGUCGUCUCGAUGAACAUUCAGCAACUGUCGAUGGAAUCGGCCGAUGCGAACUGGAAUGCGGCCUUCAUCGAUCUGUCCCCGACUAAGGUUUCGCUGCGGAAGUUGAUCAACAUCGUGGAUUUGACGAUCUGCUUGGAUAAACGGAAUUCGGCGGGUAAAAUCGAGGUCUGCCAGGAACCGGUGCUCUACCGAAGUACGUUGCAGGUGCGGAUGCUGGUGCGGUACAACGUGUCCUCGCAGGACCGGUCCUCGCUGACGCGCAUCGAUGUGCACUCGAACUUUCUCGACAUCAACGUGUCCUCGCAGCAGUUCCCGAUGCUGAUGCGUCUAUUCGACCUGGCGCUGGCGCUAAAGCAGGGUAAGAUAAACGUGGAACCACCCCAGCCCACCACCGACGGAGGCCAUGAACUGGAGGAGGGGUCGGGCCAGGAGUCGCUGCUCUCGUGGGCCUGGAAUCUGCUGCCUUCGUUCUUUCCGGAGGAAAAUGAAAGCGACCAUUCGGAGGAACAUGACUUUCGGGUGCUGCACGCAGGCAUGUACGUCGAUCGGUUGCGGAUGAUCUUCAAAACGCAGGAACUAAUCGGUGACGGAAUCGUUGGGACGCAGAAGAAGAUCAAGUACACGCCUAUCCUGCGAUUCGAUUUUCAGGACUUUUACGGCGAGAUGGUCGCUUGCGGAAUGAAAUGGUUCAACGUAACGCUUGGCAUUUCACACAUCCAGCUGCAAUCCAUGGAUGACUGUACGUGCGGCCAGCGAGCCACGGUGAAGGAGCUUUUCGAAUCGACGGCACCGGUGCCAUCGGCCGAUGAGUGUUUACAUCUACAGCACUCGUUCUUCAGCAACAGUGCCGGUGGUAGCGCUGGUCGGAAGUAUAACGUUAACUGGAACUACCAUCUCAGCACCUAUAGCCAGGAAUACCUACUGCAAAAAUCGCCCGCCAUUGCCAUCGAUCUCAUUCACGAGGUGCAGUUACCGGACGAUCGGCGUACGUCGGAGUUCGGGAGUGAUUUAGAGUUCAGCAAUCUCGCUGAAAAGUAUAUGAUCCGGGUGUACGUCGGUCGGUUCCGAGCAGCACUGUGUGCCGAUGCCAUUCACCGUCUGCAAACGCUGGCUUCCUAUCGGAAUUGUUACGAGUAUCCACCGUACUAUGAGGAUAGGCCGAUGCCAACGCUGGCACAACUACCACCACCUUCUGCCGAAGAUUACGAUGCACUGAUGAGCGAAAUCCCUCUGCGACAGAUUCACAUUACGCUGCAAAAUCCAACGAUCGAGUUACGGGCCUUUGACCACGCACCGGUGACACUAGUUCCACGUAAACCAUCGGCAACGGCAUCUUCGUUACCGAUCAUACGAGUGGAGCUGAGUCGUGCCGAGUGCAACAUUCUAACGCCACUCUACCCGAACCGUUUGGUUUACACCACUUGCCAGCUUCCGGAACCACCAGCCAAACUGUUUGAUGCUUGCUAUCAAUCGAUUUCGGGCAACCUAGAACGGAUGCAGGCUAAUUUGAUUCAUCCGCGGGGCGAAUCCAAAUCAAACAUAUGCACGGCAGUCAGCAUGAACUACCAGCAACGGUUGCUAAUACAUCCUAGCCUUUGGCCGAAUGCCGAGCUGAACAAAGCGGAACAUACUGUCACCAUUACCGAUUUGAAGUUUAUCAUGAACCCAUUGCAAGCGCUCACCCUCGGUACCGUCGUGCAGUCGCUGGUGGCGCAACAAGAUGCUACGCGACAGUGGAUUGAGCUAGAUAACAUUCCAGAUGAUACGCUACCGCAACAACAACUCCCCGUUGUGGACAUGUUGCUUUCAUACGUCCAGCUUCGCAAGGUGGAGGCCGAAAGCACGGAAGUUUACAAGCUGGUGGCCCGUAGCAUGAAAUUGCUCACAUGUCAACAGCCAGCUGCCGGUGGUGGUCAAAGAUCACUUACCGCACUCUGGCCUGAUCACUCCACGGAUGAGGACUUUCUUACCGUAAUAUUCCAGAUUCCUAAAUCCUUCGAUACCGCCAGUUGUAUCGAACAUCCACCCUUGCUGUAUGCUAAGCUGCUCGAUCUGAGCUUCAAUUUGGAUCCCAACUUCAUCGCCUUUCUAUCCGGCUGGCAGCUAUUGGCGAUGCAAACUGCGCACCGACACCUACAGCGUGGCCAACGUACCCAACGGUGUGCGAGUAACAUGGCCAAACCAUCGACGAUGACCGGUACGCUGGCCAAAGGAUUAAACGCGAAGCAACACUCUCUACCGGGCACUUCCGUCCAUUCGAGCACGGAUAAGGCUAGUCGACCCGUUGCUGAUCCCGUUGGUCCGGUACCAGGGCCCAGCUCCACGGUCGGCGGGUUAGACGAAGUCGAUCAAAAGAACAGUACCGACGGAACUUUACCUAGCGAUAACGAUCAGACUCGAGCACUGAAUGACCAGUUUUGGACGAAGCUGGCCAAAAAGAUCAUCAUCCAUCUGGAGAUAAGCCAUUUUACGGUUUGCUUUCCGGUGAGGAACAUUAUUUUCCAUUCCAACGAUACACCGACGGAGGAUGAGUUCGGGGAAAAUGAAAUCUUUAUGCUCAAACUGCCGCUGAUCACCGUUAAUUCUGCGUUCAAGUGUCAAAGCCUCUCGAGCUCGCUCGCACGCUUUCCGAUUAGCAUUCCGAAGGUAAUUUGGCCAGAGGAGAAGGAAAGCUUUCCGUGGACCAUCUCGCUAGCGAAUGCAUCCAGCUGGACGUAUCAGAAUGGGGAGAUGAACAAGCUGCUUGACGAAACGACGACCAACAUUUCGAUGGUGCUCAACUUCCCCGCUGAUACUGAAACUAAGAACCGGUCGGGUCCCUCCUCGAUUUGCUUCCACGUCGAUACAUCGCCCUUCCGUGUGACAGUCGUGAAAGAACAACUGGCUCUCAUACACGAUACGCUCGAUCGCUUGAUGAACCUUCCUAUGUUACAGCAUCGAACCAUCACGAACUCUGCCAGCUCGUCAUCUAGCGCUGCAGGUGGAAAGCCAGCGGACACGAACCGACAGUUCCUCGAGAUAGCACAACCUUCCGUUGCUGGUAGUUCGAUUGCUGCGGUUGAUUUGAAAGAGUUUCUCGAUCUAACGCACCACUCAAGUGCCGGUGGCUCAGACGAAACUCUGAAAGAUAGCUCAACAGCCCGUGGGGAACCGAGGCCCCGACCCUCACUCUGGUUACAGUGGACCUUCUCACGGUUAACGGUGAAUUGCAUAACGCGUGAUGAACAACGACAGCAGCGCAUCAAACUGACGAUCGAGUUCGAGGACAUAAUUUAUUCACUCGAUCAGCAGGAGGUGUACUCGCAGGUAAAAGCGAAAGUUGGCUCCAUGAGUGGGGCUUGCUAUGAGUGGCACGGCACAGGAAAGGAACAAAGCUGGUGCCGCAACGAAGCACUGGCAAUCGCAGUACAGACGGGUGAUUCGAGCGAAUCGGGCAAAUCCACCGGCACCGAUACGUUUUUCAGCUUGACGAUCACGCGAGCGGAAACGCAGAAUGUGCACUCGAAAUGGGACACGGUGCGCCGGUCUCGGGAACACAAUGAAACGCUGGUGGAGGUGCUGAUUAAGAUGGAGCAGGUUGAUCUACGGUUGGAUUUGGAUUUACUGGGAGAAUGUUUGAAGAUGUUCCAAGCAUUCUGUCCCACGGUGAGGAGCGUACAGGGUGACAUAACGGCAGCAGAACCCAUUGCACCACCCAUGGUAGCGGUCAAGGACUUACCGCUUAUCCUGUUUGCCAGCAAGGGCGUGACGGUGUUUCUACCUCUACGCAAUGGUCCUACGAUUGAUGGGAAUCCCUGCUCCGUGUACAUCCUUAAAGUGAGCUCCAUCACGGUGCAUCACAAUGUGGAGAAUCCGAUCUGCCGAGUACCGCUACGUCCGGACGUGUAUACGAAAGCGGCGCAGAUGCGCAUUUUGAACGUUCCCGGUUCCAAGAUCGAGGAUCGCCAGUACGAGCUGCUGCUGAAGGAAAUCUCUCUCAGCACCGCUGACUGGGAGGAUGUGUUGCGGUAUUUGCAGGAGCAGCAAUCAUCUUCCACUCACCACGACAAUCCGGCCUUCGAGUGGAACAACUUCCAGCAGGGUGCACAACGCUCCGCAGCCCACUUUGCGGCCGAAACGGUGUUUGAGGAAUUUAACUUUUCCAUCAUCUACGCACCGUGCAUCAUCUACAAGAACGUACUGAUUUGUAGCGUCGCGAUGGAACUGAACUGCCUGUCCGAUCUACUGAUAGAUGUCGAAAUCGAACAAUUCCGGUUGUUGGAACGACUGUUACGCAAAGCUUCCCAAAUCCGGUUGCUCGUGUUUCCUGACCAGCCGCCCACGAUGCCUCCUCCGGCUUCCAUUUCAAGCUCGUCCUCCUCAACCGUUGCGGCAACUGUGGUGCCUCGGAGUAAUGAAAGCUUUAUUGCCGAGACCAACACCGAUGAUGCUAGUGGGAGAGAUUCUGUUAAAUCGUUCCGCGAUUCUGUCCCUUCCUGCACUCGGUAUCAUCGUCGCAGCCACUCGAAGCUAUCGAAGUGUGAGCAAGACUCCGGAUUGGAGUCGUACCGUACGUCGGAGGGUAAACGAGCCACAUCGAGUAGCAGCCGGCGCAGCUAUGGUCAACGCCAACGUAAACUCUCUUCACUAUCGUCUGAAAGCAAUCCAGCACUCCGUCCAGCGAUUGGCUAUGCCGGAAGUCGUAUCGGUGGCCCAUACCAGGUCCAUCAACCGGCGCUUAUCAUCCCGUACGAAGUGUGUUUUCUAGGAGGUUAUUUUAAGGUGCGGCUCUUCAUGAAAAGUCUGUAUACGGGUCCCACGGUACAGAUGGCGUUUGCACAACCGAAUGCGCUCGUAUCGUUAAACCUGUUCGAGCGUGUACUCCAGUUGUCAUUGUUCGAUAUAAAGAUCGAAGUGGACGAGCUGCCGAUCCUUGGAACAGUCACUGGGGAACCGGAUGAGCUGGGCAUACCGCAACCGUUCGUGAAAACACGUUUCGUCAACUCGAACACCAAGAAGGUGCGCGAGUUGAGGGUUGAUUUCAAACGGCCAAUCAACAUUUUGCUUUCGCAUACGAAAACCAAGGCUCUGCUCGAGCUUGCUAAUCUACUCGGAGAGGUGUUUAACACAACGGAUGCUCCCGGACCAUCAUCCGAUUUGAACCCACCGAAACCGGUACUCCCGAGUCGGAACAAGUUCCAUAUCCUUCGUUCGCAGCUGUACGAUAUGGAAAAGAUUCAGAUCGGUCUUUCGCAAGUAAUGCUGCAUCUGAAGAACGAAGACGUACAACCGGGAACGGCAGGGCCGCAGUAUAGUAUGAAGCUAUCCUGCUCUUCGGUGCAAACCUCGAUCCGUAUCCAGGAACGUCCGGAGCGUAUUCUUUUCGGUCUGGAGAUGGGUGAACUGAUGCUUACCGCCGGCAACUUCGUCAUACUCCAUCCCUUCUCGUUCGAUGUUCAGCUGACGAUAGCUAAGGAGUAUUGGAAACGGGAUCCGCUGGUGCAGAUCAAACUACGAUCCUCAUACCUACAGCUCGACAUAACCCCGUCGCUUUUCCAGCAAGUUACAAUUAUCCGACAGCAAAUGGAACCACUCUUCGGGGAGAAUAGUGCACCGGAGUCGGCCAAAAGGUCAGUCAGUCACGAUGCUAUGAGUGCAUGCCCAUUCGUUGACCACCUUAUACCGAUCGUACCGCCACGGUUUGAGCACAAGAGGACGAAAGAAAUGCAGGAAGAGUACUAUCAGGAUGAUUUGAGAGCGGGUGCAUUCCAGUUUAUAGAAUCAAUGAAAAUUGACGAGCUACCGCUACCGUAUCAGAUCAAGAUCAUUAAUCGUGAGGUGGGCGUGAUCUGUUGGCGGUACCCUCAACCCCGCGCUUUGCAUCAAGUGAUCGUCUAUCCUGUUCCGAUGAACACCACAAAAUCCGUCAACAUUCAGUGCAAGCUGGAGCAAUACUCCGAGAUCAACGCCACGUUCGUGGAGCUUUGCCGGUUUACACUGUCUGAGAACGAGAAAACCUUCCUCAAGCUGCCUGAACGUAAGAGCGCAGCCGCUAUCUGGCGUAUCGUGAUGACACAGAAUGUAGUUUACGAUGAUAGUACACGAGAGAGAGGCGAUCGAGCAUCCAACGGUAGGAGUCAACGCCAGCGAUCAAACCGCGACGAUGACGACGAUGAUGCUGACGAUCAACCGCACGGUGGACGCGGUAGAUCGAAUCUGUUUACCACCCUAACAGAUGUGCUUACCGAUAGUACAUACCUGCCCGGUCACCGCGUGGUCAGCCUGCCGUACCGCUUGCACCCGAAAAUCUUCGUCGCUUGUAUGCGCGUGGACUCAAUGUUCAGUGCUGCACUGGUACCGAACGUGGACGCCACCAUCGAUCUCAGCCCCGUACAAAUCAAUCUAUUCAAUGUUAUCCACAAUGACAAGAAUCGUCGGCCGCUUCCGAAACCAUUCGAACGGUACCGGGUAUGCCAAGAUUUCGGGACGCACAAGUUUGCGAUGUUAAAUGCACGCCGGAUGCGUGGCCAAUGUUCGAUCUACGAUCCACUGGAGGUGUUUAUUGGGGUGGAACUAAAUCUGCAGUGUGAACUGCUGGAUUACCAUCAUUUCACGUUCGAGACGGUUCUAGAUGUGACCGGCCUUAAGGCAUACGGUUGGCUUGGUGAUAAUGCGCUACAGGUGAAGACAAUCUCCGAUGAUAUAGCCGUCCGGUAUGGCCCAUCCGUUGGUUACACCAUUUCUGUUGCACAAAGAUUGUGGCAUGAAAGUGACAAAACGGAGGAAGCGACGGGAAAACCGCUUACCCUCUACAGCAAGUACAUCGUGUGCAAUCGAACUCAGGUGGCCCUCAAAUUUGGACAGAUUGAUACUACGGAAUCAAUCUACCUUACUCCGAACGAGCUCUGUCAAUACGCAUUUCGUAGCUGCCGGCAUCCGCAGCAACUUCAGAUCUGCUUCACCGCAGGUGGUACGAAACCGAUCGUAACCGAACCAUUCGAUGUAUUGAUGGAGGGCUUGCAGCAAGUCGCUGUUCAGUCGUCGUACGAAGAGGACCUGGCGGACGAGCGAAUGCUGCUCGUUCGUGUGGAAACUCUAGCGAUGGGAAGUGGUAUACCAGGGACUGGUGCGCAGACCAGCAUCAUAAUCGAGGGACAGAUUAGUUUCUGCAAUAUGACCGCACAAAAGUUGCGGUUACAGUAUCGCUACUACAAAGUCAUCCCCAACAGUGAGCGAAACUAUACGACAACGAUCUUUCUGGUUGAACCGGGCGAUCAGAUGAAUCUAUUUUCGGCUGCCAACAAUCGGAACCAGCAGACCAUUAACAUUGCCAUCGACGGCGAAGGAAGUACGACAGGAAAGGUGGGCUGGUCUGGAGAUGUGCCAAUGCGCGAAAUCAUGAACGGUGGCGCCAUGCCGUAUCUGGUGAAGGUACCAACAACGUCGAGCCGUGAAGGCUACCUUAGCUACUGGGUACGGAUAGUACGGGAGAAGCUUGCCGAUAGCAGAGCUGCCAAUGCAGCUGCCGGAGAAGUUUUAGAACGUGUGUUAGUGAUCGUGUGGCCACUGUUCAUGGUCGAGUCAUUGCUUACAGUGAAUACUACGGCCUACGUGGAGAAGAUCGAACAGAGUUUCUCAAUCUACGGCCAAGGACAACGCCGGCAGCUAAACCUCGCCGGGACAUUCUCCGACGAACACGAGCUAUCGUUUCGGAUGAACUUCAACUCGCUGCAUGGCGAGGACAAACGGAAAGCAUUGCUCUCGUACCGGCUGAUCGAUGGUAAAUCGUUCUUCCAAGUUCCGGCCCGACUGCGCAGUGUCGAAGCAGCACUCGACGCACUAAAGGUAGCGCAACAGCUCUCCAGUGGGUGGCCUUGUUCGCGCGAGGAAGAGCAGCGCUGGCGUCGCGAAAAUUCGAUCCAAGAGGCCACGUUCCCGGUGUACCACUGUUCGCCAGCUUUUGAAAUGUCCUGCUGUCUUAUGCUUAGUAUAGCUCCGUGGGCACUGUUCAUCAACCAGCUCGGCUGUGAAGUUCGGCUGAAAAGCAACACCGUCAACCACGAUACGAACAUCAUUGCACCGAAUAGCAUCAUCAUGCCGGUUCAUCUGGGGAGUGGGUUCACGCUCGAGAUGAACGUUGGCGUAGGCCAAACGAUGCAAUCGGAAAUUAUUCUAAUCAACGGCACCGAAGCCCCAAAAAAAUCUUCCACGGGCGGGCAUGUCGUGCUGCCACUAGAGGGAAUGAUCGAGUUCAGCAUCCGGACGGAUAGUGGCAUCAUGAAUCUAGUCUUGAGCUCACUGACGGAGAACAAAAUGCGUGUGUUCAUCCUGGCCUCCCAAUUCGUGGUUACCAACUACUCGAGCAUCGAUCUGCACUGCUGGUCAUUCGCAUUGCCAUCCAACGAACGGCUCGAACAGUUCAAGAUGACCAACUACGGGCAGCCGCAUAGCUGCUGUUACAGUCUUCCAAAGAAUGAUCCAAAGGAUCUCAAUCCCAAGGGCAGCGUGAUAACGAUGCUGAGCAACGUUUCGCAGCGCAAAGCGAAACCCAAGCCCGGGGCUAAUUUUAACCACUACCUGACGGUGUACGAGCGACGUGAACAGGGUAGUGACUUUUCCGCUCCGAUCUACCUUAACAAACCGGUCUCACGGAAGUCGCUAAGCGUUCCGUGCACCACCGGUGGCCACACUUACUAUCAUCCACUGUCACUGUCGAUCGUGACGCACCAAGGCCAAUCGUACGUGUCCAUCUACGAUGAUCCGUGUCCGUCGUACGCGAUCGAGAAUCGGACGGAUUUCAACAUCUACGUCGCCCAAUCGGAUACGAUACAACCGAAUAAGGCAGCGAUGGCCGUGCCGGAGGUGAUGGAAUCCAACUUCACCUGGUAUCAGACGGUAAGUCCACGGCAGACCGUCCACUACACUCCACCGACCUUGGACGAACGGUUUCCGGAGCCACAGGAAGCGGAACUGGCGCUCAUCUUUGCCUGCGUCAGUGGCAGUGCCAUCCGGUGGUCGCAUCCAGUGCGAACGGACGAGAACAAGAGCAUCUUCCUCAACAUUCCACUGUACGGUGAGCUGAAGGUGGCCAUUCGGAUACGUAACCGUACGACGUUGCUGGUAAUUGAUUACAUCAGUCAGGAUUUGGAGUUUUCGGCCAAAGACAUACGCACGCGCCUAUCAAAUCCACUGCGCCCGGCGGAACCACAGUCGAUGGUAGACGAAGAAGGGACGAGCAGCGCUAAUGGUGUGCCGACGUUCCUAGAUGACACUAUGAAGCUGCCAGCAUCUGGCUCUGGUGCCCAACAUUCAACAGCGUUCACCCCAUCGGCCGUUGGCGAUCGAGCGGUUGAGGUGCAGAGCUACUUCCGAUCGCUCAUGAUCACACUGUUUAAUGAUCAACCGCAGAAACGAUGCCAGAAGCGUGACGUGAUAUCGUUCAACUUUGACCGCAUCGGUAUGCGCUUUGAACGACCAGGUUUAGGGGCACGCAUGACUGCCACCGAAGGAAGCCAAGUCGUACUGCACUGCAUUAAUGUGCAGGUGGACAAUGAGCUCCAUUCGGAUGGGGAGUACGACUUUCCGGUUGUAUUGUGCAGUGAGGAUCAUGAGACGAAGCAGCGCAAAGGAACACCGAUAGCCGAUCUACCGAAUCAUUACAGGUUGGAGGAUCAUCUGGAGCAAAUGGGUCGUACGGCACUCUGUACGCUCAACUGUGAUCUAGCUGUGGAUGAGGAGAACCAGCAGCAGUGGUGCAGUAUCGAAUCCGUUCGUCUGCAGAUUCAGCCCAUUCGAGCAUACAUCGAAGACACGUAUAUCAAUGUGCUGGUCGAUUAUUUGGUCGAAUGUAUACCGGCCAGUAUGGUGUAUGAAUCGGAAGCGUCAUCCAACGUCCGUAUCCGGUGUGAACCGGGUGAGGCACUGAUUCCGCGUGCCGUGAUGCAACAGUCCAGCUACCUGGCGGAACCGAUAAAGUUCCGAAGUAUUCGUAUUGAACCAUUGAGCGUACUGCUAUCGGUGCACGCCUGUAUGCGGCUAUAUAUUGCGCUCGAUCACAGCCCGCUUGAGUUCGCAGCGUUUGAGCGUCAGUCGGUACGCACGCUACCGAUCAAGUUCGGUAAUGCGGUCGGGAUGCACUACCUGUCCGGGGCCAUCUUUGGUGGUGGCUGGGUAAUUGGUUCGCUGGAGAUUCUGGGUAGCCCGAGUGGAUUGGCUCGCUCGGUGACGAGUGGUCUUCGCGAUUUCGUCUCACUCCCCGUCCAGGGACUGUUCCGCGGUCCAUGGGGAUUCCUGGUCGGUGUGACACAAGGAUCGGCCUCACUGAUCCGUAACAUUACCGCAGGCACGGUCAACUCGGUGACGAAGCUCGCUCAAUCGGUAUCGCGCAAUCUUGACCGGCUUACUCUCGAUACGGAGCAUGUACAGCGCACGGAUGCGCUACGACGGCGACGGCCACAAGGUAUGACCGAUGGCUUCACGCAGGGUCUUACCGGAUUGGGCAUCAGCUUGCUCGGUGCGGUCGGUGGUUUGGCGCAUCAUCCACUGCAGGCGACGAACCCGAUCGGGGUAGUAACGGGCAUGGGUAAGGGUAUUGUCGGUGCCUUCACCAAACCGAUCAGUGGUGCAGCCGAGUUAGUGGCUCUCACCGGCCAAGGCAUGCUGCAUAGUGUGGGAUACAAUACUUUACCGACGCCCCGGCUUACCUCCCAAUCGCUGCAACCUCCGGAACCGAUCUCCUAUAAGGCACUCUGGGAACCGGAUUUUGCCGGCGAAGGUAAGCUUCUAUUUACCGUUCAGGCAACACACCUGACCGAGGGUGAGUACCGGCUGGUACUGCUCGCCCUCUAUAGGUAUGCCCUUACCCUGUACGAUGUACACGAUUGUCAGAUGGUAGAGGUGCUCGACCUUAAGACACUAUGCUUCGAUACGGACGAGGAAAGCGAUGCAACGCGGCUAGUGAUCCGGGUACAGCCGAAGCUACCGCCACCGUCCACCUACGAUCAGUAUCCGAUCUCGAGCCGGACGUAUGAGUUUGUGCGCGACUCGACGAUGCAACUACCACAUAUUUCCGGCGCGACCCUACCGCUACAGUACUACCAGAAAGCCCAGAAGCCAUCGGCGAAAGGAACGACGCUGGCACCCGUGACUACGGCAACAGCAGCUGCAGGAUGGCCGCAGCCAACGGAAUUACCAUUGCUGACGAUGGCAGACGGUGCAGACGGUGGUAAGGUGGUAGGGCAAACCGCAGCUGAACAGCAAUCAUCGGUCGUGAUCGAGAUGGAAUCGGUCGAAGAUGGGGAUCCCGGAGAGGAUACGGUCGGUUUGGUGGCCGAUGAGACGAGAUCAUCAAGCGAUCUUGAUAGUGGAACGGCGCGAUCGCCUGAUCGAUUGUCCGAAGAGGAUGACAGUGAGCGGCGUCUGAUUGUGUUCUUGGAUGAGAACUGUGUCAAGUACCUGGUCACCUACGUGAAUCUACUGCAACGAGCGUUCGAAUGCCAGUCAAUGGAGAGCUGGAACGAUGCAGAAGAUUAAGGGUUAAGUGUAGAUGGAAGCCCAACAUUCCAAACCAAUCAGUAACUAUUCAAAUUAUGGGUUAAAAUAAAAUAUUUAAAACAUUUUAA